GGUGCUGAGCAGUGUUAGUGCUUAAAGUGAUGGCGCGCAUACAAGGUGCGCUUUUCGUUCUCGCAGUCUUCGCCGCUGUCUUCUUCACAGUUGAAGCAGCUCGCGUUAAGAGACAAGAAGAUACAAACGCAAAGAAGGAGGAGAGCUUCGAGGUUGAACUGUGCAAGAACAAAGAUGCUGGAGAAUGGUUCCGUUUGGUAGCAGGAGAAGGCGACAAUUGCCGUGACGUAAUCCAAUGUACCUCUUCGGGUUUGCAAGCAAUUAGGUGUCCGGCCGGUCUGUACUUCGACAUCGAUAAGCAGACUUGCGAUUGGAAGGAUUCCGUCAAGAAUUGCAAACUGAAGAACAAGGAGCGCAAGGUUAAGCCUCUGCUCUUCACCGACGAACCUCUCUGCAACGACGGUUCCUUGGCCUGCGGUGACGGCACCUGCAUCGAGAGGGGUCUCUUCUGCAACGGCGAGAAGGAUUGCGCCGACGGUUCCGAUGAGAACACCUGCGACAUUGACAACGAUCCGAACAGGGCUCCACCGUGCGACCCUGCCGUGUGCGUUCUUCCGGAUUGCUUCUGCUCAGAAGAUGGUACCACCAUUCCCGGAGAUCUUCCGGCUAAAGACGUGCCGCAGAUGAUCACCAUCACCUUCGACGAUGCCAUCAACAACAACAACAUCGAGCUGUACAAGGAGAUGUUCGAUGGAAAGAGGAAGAACCCGAACGGCUGCGACAUCAAGGCCACCUUCUUCGUCUCGCACAAGUACACCAAUUACUCUGCCAUGCAGGAGAUGCACCGUAAAGGACACGAAAUCGCAGUCCAUUCGAUCACGCAUAACAAUGAUGAACGUUUCUGGAGCAACGCCACCGUCGAUGAUUGGGCCAAGGAGAUGGCCGGUAUGAGGAUCAUCGCUGAGAAGUACGCCAACUUGACCGACAACAGCGUCGUUGGAGUUCGUGCCCCAUACUUGAGGGUCGGCGGCAACAACCAGUUCACCAUGAUGGAAGAACAGGCCUUCCUCUACGACUCGACGAUCACUUCCCCGUUGAGCAAUCCACCGCUGUGGCCGUACACCAUGUACUUCCGUAUGCCUCAUCGUUGCCACGGCAACUUGCAGAGUUGCCCGACUAGGUCUCACGCCGUCUGGGAGAUGGUGCUGAACGAGUUGGACAGAAGGGAAGAUCCGACCAGCGACGAGGUCGUACCCGGCUGCGCGAUGGUCGACUCCUGCUCGAACAUCCUCACCGGCGACCAGUUCUACAACUUCCUCAACCACAACUUCGAUCGUCACUACGAGGAGAACCGCGCCCCGCUCGGUCUCUACUUCCACGCCGCCUGGCUCAAGAACAACCCCGAAUUCCUCGAGGCCUUCCUCUACUGGAUCGACGAGAUCCUCGCCAACCACAACGACGUCUACUUCGUGACGAUGACCCAGGUGAUCCAGUGGAUCCAGAACCCGAGGACGGUUUCGGAAUCGCUGAAGUUCGAGCCGUGGAGGGAAAAGUGCAACGUCGAAGGAAUCCCCGCCUGCUGGGUACCGCAUUCCUGCAAGCUCACCUCCAAGGAGGUUCCCGGGGAGACCAUCAAUCUGCAGACUUGCGUGCGUUGUCCCAACAACUACCCAUGGCUCAACGACCCGACCGGCGAUGGUUUCUACUAAGUCAAUUUAAUUAAACUAACAAACAAACAAA
This is a messenger RNA of Nicrophorus vespilloides, 1680 nucleotides long. RefSeq lists its product as uncharacterized. The coding region runs from base 30 to 1649 and encodes 539 amino acids. The transcript has 5 exons. Gene Ontology annotation, biological process: carbohydrate metabolic process. Lineage: Eukaryota; Metazoa; Arthropoda; Insecta; Coleoptera; Silphidae. Gene Ontology annotation, cellular component: extracellular region. Gene Ontology annotation, molecular function: protein binding; chitin binding; hydrolase activity, acting on carbon-nitrogen (but not peptide) bonds. The record is from RefSeq and is a predicted model, not a curated record.